Messenger RNA from Chara braunii, 1943 nucleotides. NCBI's taxonomy places the organism in Eukaryota, Viridiplantae, Streptophyta, Charophyceae, Charales, Characeae. The record is from the annotation of a GenBank genome assembly.
CCGAGGCAAUCAAUCAGUUAAUCAUACCUACGUUUGAACGAUUGCGUGCACACAUUCAGCUCGGUGGGCGGUAUGGCCUCUUUAGCGUCAAAGCGGAUUGCUGGGAGUGAUCAGGGGAGAUAUAGCCGUCGCCGGAGUCAAGGAUGUGCUGCUACGGACACGGGUUCAGAUGAUGACACGUACCAAAUUUCGGCCAGUCGAGACAGGGGUCAGCUGCGUGGACAUCACAAUUUCUUCCGUAGGCAGGGAUGGUGGGUGCUCGUCUUCUUCAUCGCAGCAGGACUGGCGGCCAUGGCCGUGAUCUCCAUAGCCGUCCCGACGUCCGACGGCAGAUCAAGGAGUGAUUGGCUGAUUCCAGCCAUAAGAUCUGUAUUGCCCAAGCGGUCUCCAGACGAGACAAGUCAGCGUCCACGUGGCACUCGGUCGUGGUUGUGGCCUGACUGGCACUUGCAGGAGCUGCGUGAGACGAUGGUAAGAAGGGAAGAAAAUGGAGGAGGAGGAGGAGGAGGAGGAGGAGGUGGAGGUGGAGGUGGUAAUGGGACGAAGAUGACAACAGGAGGAGAAUGGGGAGGGAGAGUCGGUGCUAGAGUGACAAGCAGGAGAGGUGGCGCUCCUGGCCCAAAGGACCCGUUAGCCAGACGGAUCGAGAACCGUCGAUCUGAUACGGAUAUGGUCAAAGGUUCAGACACCAGAGCAGAAAGACUGGUGGUGGGAAGAGCAGCAACGCCAAGAGAACAAGGAGGAGGAGGAGGUAUAGAAGCAGCAAGAGAAGGAGGAGGAGGAGGAGGAGAAGGAGGAGGAGGAGGAGGAGGAGGAGGAGGAGGAGGAGGAGAAAGAGAGGUGGUAGGAGAGGAAAGCAGAUCAAGCGAACGAGGAGGAGGAGGAGGAGGAGGAGGAGGAGGAGGAGAAAAAAGAGAGGUGGUGGGAGAGGAAAGCAGAUUAAGCGAGCGAGGAGGAGGAGGAGGAGGAGGAGGAGGAGGAGGAGAGGAGGGGAGGAGUGGGAGCGAUUCGAGCGGGAAGAUGGUGGUUGUGACCGCAGCUAGUGUGGAGUUCUGGCGGGGGUUGAAGAACCUUGUCGGAUCCAUCAGGUACUUGGAACCUGGUCGUAAAGUGGUUGCCUACAGCCUGCAACUUCGUCCUGAAAUGAUUGCUGAAAUGAGGACGUGGUGCCACGUGGAGGCUCGGUGGACGGGAGAUGAGGGCGAUCCCUCAGGUCUCGUCCAACCACAUUUUACUAUCUGGACCAUCUACGCCUGGAAAGCCAUCGCUAUCGAGGAUGCUAUUAAUAGAUACGGCGUCGUUUUGUGGUUGGACGCUGGUUCAUCUGUGUACGGUCGAUUAAACACGAUCGAGCGGCUGCUGCUUCAAGAUGGCCACUUCUUUACUCAGGGUCAGGAUGUCGAUAUGGAUAAGUGGGUGCAGACGGGCAUGUAUCGGUACUUCAACGUGUCGAGGGAGAAAUUUGCGGGUCACCCCAGUUAUUCCGGCAACACGCAGGGGUACGUUCGUGGCGGGAAAGCUCAUCAAUUGGUCAUCCCUCGAUUCGUCGAUUGUUCCCGCCAUCUAGAAUGCAUCGCUCCCGCCAAUUCUUCCUACUGGAACCAUCGGUAUGACCAGGCUGCCUUGUCCGUGAUCGUGUAUGAUUCUGGUCUGGAUGUGGAGCCACAUACAGAAUUUCUCACGAUGAGGAAUAAAACAGAGGAACAGUUGCGGUUUGUCAACGACUCCGCCGUUCUCGUUCAUACAUCCAGACGGAGCGUUAAAGAAUACGAGAAAUUCGCGGGCAAAUGUCGAUGACAGGCGGUCUACCACUCCCCUCCCUUGCUCUCCCCCCCCCCUUCCCUUCCUCUGGGGGGGGGGGAAUUACCCUAGCAAUACCCUCUUGCUUCCUCCAGUUCCUUCCUCUGGAGGGCAAAUUACCCUAGUAAAAUACGCUUUUUAUC